Molecule: messenger RNA, 5116 nt
Organism: Haliotis rubra (blacklip abalone)
Lineage: Eukaryota; Metazoa; Mollusca; Gastropoda; Lepetellida; Haliotidae
Product: axonemal dynein light chain domain-containing protein 1-like
Source: RefSeq, a predicted model, not a curated record
AUGAGUGCCACAGUGGCCCCGGUCAGUGUGGAUCCCCAGCCACAGAUGCCAACCCCUACACUGAUGGACCGAUCCUCUAGAUUAGAGGAAAGUGGCACCAUGGUGCCUGCCGCUAGCAAUCAGAGUCUCUUGCCCAAUCUAAGAUCCAGUACAUCAGUGGACAAGAUGAAGCCCCUCCCAACAUCAUUGCAGAGUGAUUUCCUUCAAGACAUCCUCUUUGCUCUUACCCAGGCUCCCGUAUUGAAAGACAAACUAGGACCACCAUCUCGGCACAGGAAUCUAAAUACUUCUUCAGUUCAGGGACGCCAGCGUCCAGCCAAUGUGUGGAACUUCCAGCGGAGGGACAGAUUCAAGCAUCUCACAGAAAACACAGCGUGCACGUGUGGAGCAGGGAGGGACAUCUCUUUCCUCUAUGAUGUUCCUCAAACAAAGACAACAGGAGAACGGCCAGAGAAGAUUGACAAAAGCAUCAUCAGAAGAGAUGCUGAGGAGAAACCUAGACAGGCUCUCCAGCUCCCCGACACGCUGUUGCCGGAUGAGUACCACAUCGUCAAGAACAAGGGCGUCAUGGGCAUAGAAUAUCAUGAAGAUAAAUAUUCAACACAGCCUGAAGACCAUGAGAAGCAUCUGGUCAAGUUCCCGUCACUGAAGCCGGCCAGCAGGUAUGAGGUCCUCCAACUGAAGAGGUCCCUGGAGGACAUGCUGGAGAAGGCUGGUGUCGAGGACAAUGAUGUUGUCGUUAAGGGACCAACUCAGAUGCACAACCUGCUUGAACUGAUAAAGAAAGAACAGAACGUCUACAACAUAAUCUUCCAUGAACUCAUCAGACAGGUGAGCAUCGAGUGUGUGGAGAGAGGGGAGUUGCUGGCGAUGCUGAGAGAUAAAUACAGCGCCCUCCUCAACAAAGUUCCGCAGCAGAUCAAGAGUCUUCAUGAAGAGGUGAUGGCACAGCGGGCUUUGGACCGGCGACUCACAGAGGAACUCAUGAGGUUCAAAUCUACUAUCAGUGUCCUUACAAAUGAGUUGACGGACGUUAAAGAACAUGACCAGCGAGUGACCAAGGAGGCUCAGAAAGCUCAGGAAGAUCUGAAGACAGCUCUGGGUGAUGCACAGAAGAACGCCAGUCUCCUGGCAGAGUACCACGACCUGUACGAGCUGCAGCGCCGGCGCUUGGAACGCCAAGUGUUCAUGCUGUCUGACGAGAGGGAGCUAUGGAGCACGGCAGCAUACAGUCUUGCUCUCAAGGUGACGGAGGAAUGCAGACUGACGACUGCCAAACGGAUGCAUGUCAGUGAGAAGGCCUGGGCCAAGCUUGCCAACCACUUCACUGUGUUGCUAAGCGACAAGGACACGGAGCAGCUGACGGAGAUUCAGGGCCACGUGGAAGUUUGGCGGGACAACAUUGAGGAUUUCAACAUCGCCCUGAAGCAGCGGGAGGAGGAGAUGAGGGAGCACCUGCAGGGCAUCAGGGCAGGCGUGGAGAAAUGGGUGCUAGACUUCCAGAAGGACUGCUUUAACGCUGAGGGUAACAUGGUGAAGGUCCCUGACAAGGAGAAGAUGAUCAGUCUCCGCAACGACAUCCAAGCUUGGGAGGAGAAUCUGUCAAAGGAGGCUGAAGUGUUCGCGGGAGAUCUACUUCUGUCGAAUCAGGAUGAGUUGAUCCAUAUCCGCAAGGAGAUGGACGGCUGGACGGACAGUGCCCUUAAGGUGUUCGGACGUCACUCCGGUCUAGAUGGACGUUCGCACAUGGAGCAGGACAAUAUGAUAGUUCUCAAUGAUGAAGUGGAGGAAUUAUUAAAACAGUUCACAAACAGAAUGAGUGGAGAAAAUGGAGUGGCGACGAGCGUGAUCCACUUGACCAACGCCAUUGAGCUGUGGGAGACGCGUUUGACGUCAGCCCUGAAUGGCUCAAUGGUCCUGCAGGAGACGGAUUGGAGCAGCUUCUACCACACCAUGGAUGACUGGGUGGUGGCCGUGGACCAAUGUCUGGAGUAUGUCGGCGUGACCCAGAAACAGGAGGACAAGCAGGAGGGGCGGGAACACACUAGCAUCGACAUCCACGACACUGUGAGGAAGACGCAGAAGUGGGCCACCACCGCCAGCAAUGCCAUCGACAGCGAGGAUGCAAAGCUGGUUGAGCAGGUGUCGACGUUGCAUUCAGAGAUGGUGCAGUGGAUGGUGCAGGUGUUGUUGCGACUUGCACCGGACAAGGAGGGUAACUCCGUGGAGGCUGGUGAGAUGGCGCUGUUAGGAAGCUCGUCUAUACCACUGCUACACGAGAAUGCCAAGUCACUGUUUGAGAGGCUGCAGAAAUUCUCCAACUAUGUCACUCUACUGACUCUGGAGGCGUACAACACCGUCUACAUCUACGUCGACGACAUACCUGUGGCUGCCACAAACUCCUCUCUGUCUCUUCCUGUCACCUUCUGCUGUGACGGCAUCGUCCUGGAGAACACACAGCAGCGCCAGGACAACAUGGAGGAACACGCGGACCAAGAACUCCGGGACCUGAAGAGGCUGAGAGCAGAAUGCGAGGACUGGAUUCACACAGCUAAGAUCUUGACCAGUCAGCUGACCGGUGAGACAGUGGAGGAGUUAUUCCCUCGUCUAGAAGGUCAGUCCAAGACCGAUUCCACCUCAGCCAAACCGGAAGGAUACUACGAUAAGGAGCCAUUGGAGUCACAGCAGCAGCAGCAGCAGCAGCAGCAACAGCAGCAGGAACAGCAGCAGCAGGAACAGCAGCAACAGCCACAACAGGAACAGCAGCAACCAGAAGCACCUCCAACCCCCCAGAAACAAGAGGAGACUACUCCAGUUCCUGCUCCCACACCAGCAGAGGGCAGCACUGAGCAGACAGUAGAGCAGACGCCAGACAACAGUGGAGAGCAGACGACAGUUGAACAAACAGCAGAAGGAGAUGUGAAGAAGGAAGGAGAUGAAGAAGGAGAUGAACCAGUAGAUCAACCAGCCCCUGUGGAGGACACUGGAGAGAAGCUGGAACUGAUCGGCACAGACGACAACACCCACGUGGCUCGGCUACAGUCAGAUGUACAGGCGGCUCCUGAAGCGCAGGCUGCAAGCAAGUCAGGUACACCAGACACAAAAAAAGCAUUUGAGGCCCUUGCAGCUGUCGGCAACCUGCAGACUCAACUGUUAGACACCGAGCAUCGAGCCCAGGUGGCCGAACAACGGGCUGCGGACGCGGAACUUGAGCUGACACUAGUACAGGAGCAGCUCCGGGCCCUGGAGAAGAAGAUGACCCAGCUGACCGGCCAGGAGGGGGAUGUGACCACCCCCGUCAGCCUCACCACGCCCUCCCCUGUGUCCAGCAGGACCCCCGCCUCCAGCAGAACCCCCGCCACUACCACCCCCGUCGUCCGGCAGGAGGAGAAGAAGGAGGAGAAGAAGCUUCCUGUUCCUCACAGUCCACAGAAGAAGUCCUCCGCCAAAGGGAAGAAGAAGUAGAGCUUGAGGAAGAGAGAUGUUUAACUGUAUUUCAUUCCAUCAAAACUCAGCCCUUCUAACCAAAGCUUAAAAAAUUGUAUCAGUUAUCAUUCUGUAACUAUUAACAUAUUGAAGUCAUUCAAAAUCAUUCACUAUAAAUGGAUAUAUUUUAAAAAGAAGAUAAAGGAAAUUGGGUAUGCUAUAUAUAGAUGUCAUUCCAUUUUAUUCCUCAAACCUCAAACCUCAUUCCCCAACCCUUCUAACUGCAGCUGAUAUUUAUGUUUUCCACAGCUUAAAAGAUGUCAUUUGUUAUUUUGUAUCCACUGAUUAAACAAAGUCAUUCCAAACCAUUUGCCAAAACCCAAAGGUAUAUUUAUAGUUGGAUAUUCUAUAUAUUGGUAAGAAUAAAUACAUUUAUGGAAUUACGGUAGUAACUGGUAUUUUGUCUGCUGUCUGUAAACCUUUCAUGAAAUCAUUUAAAAAACAAAAUGUAAGACUUGUUUCAGGGUUUAAAUCCCAGAUUUGCCAUAUUUCUAGGUUUGUCAGCACCAAAGUGGGAAAAAUGCAUUGCCUCACUAACUCAUUUUAAUAUAUUAAAGGAAAAUUUAUCAAAUAUCCUCUGAAAUGUUACAGAAGCUAACAUCCAUAAAUUUCCCCUUUCAUGUGUAUCACUUCUAAAUGCCAUUCCAAGACUUGAUCAUUCAUACUGUUGCCGUCCAUAGGUCACCACCGUGGGUCAGAAAAUCGAUAAACUAGGCCCUAGUUUACCAUCCAGCCCCCCUACUAUACACGUUAUAUAGUAUGGGGGCUGGAUAGUAAACCAGGGCCUAGUUUAUCGAUUUUCUGACCCGCAGUGGGGGCCUAUGUUGCCGUCCAUAUGUUAAACCAAAUUUGCAAUAUUUUGUGUGUGAAACAUCUGGAAUGUACAAACUAAACACUUGGGAAUGAGUCAUAUAUUUUUAAAAAUGCAACCUUUUUCAUCAGUAAGCACAAGUAAAUAUUCCACUCCACUUUUAUUGGGAUUAUCAAAUAUAUUUAGACAUACACAUAUACACUACUCAAAGAAGUCAAGGAACACUUGCUUCUCUCAUGUCAUCAUAGUUAAUGUUACAUGACAACUACAGUGACAUGAGAGACGAGGGUGUUCUUUAACCUCUUUGAGUAGUAUAUUAUGAAAUACUUGUGUGUAAUGGGGAGAAAACAAUCCCUAUCAAAGUGGAGUAGUAUAAUCAGUGAUGAAUGGCAAAUUGUCAGCUGUCAAUUUUUCCAAAAAUAUCUCUGUAGGGCCACACAAAAUACAUAUCACGUUUCUCAUAGAGUUCAUUUUAAAAAAAUUAUCAUGCAGCCAUGUCUCAGGUUCCACAAUUCAGUGUGCAGAACUGCAUCCUUAAGAUAACCCAGGAAUCUAUAAGUCUGGGUUGAAUCCCAUAUGUUGAUUGUUUCUUGGUUUGGCUGCACCAACAUGUUUGUGGAUUUCACCAACUUGCAGACUUUGAAGAACCGCAUCACUUUUUCUCCUUCACCACAAUGACAGGUGAUAUGACAGAAAUCCAUUUCAAAGAAGCAUUAAACCCAGUGUCAGGGGUGGAAAUAACUUUAAAAUUGCUAGUGUACUCCGGUACAGUGGCACAUGUAAAAUCACUUGCCCUGAUAAUUUUUCCACUAUACCGGC